AUGGGUGGAAUUUUGUCGCUCAAGUUACUGCCCUUUGUGGCUGGCUGCGCCUUUGCUGGUGUUAGUUAUCCAAAGAUUCCGACGGAUUUGAGUACGCCAUUCCAGCAGCGAUUGGCAGUCUAUGGUCCUGAUGCUGUAUCUGUCGGUUGGAACACCUUUCAGCAGCUGGAACAGAGUUGCGUGCAUUAUGGCUUGUCGGAAAACAACCUGAAUACCAAAGCCUGCUCAUCCUUGUCGAGCACCUACGACCCUUCCCGGACGUGGUCGAAUGUCGCCGUCCUAACGGGCCUGACCCCGGCGACAACCUACUACUAUAAGAUCGAGUCCACCAACUCAACCAUAGGCCAUUUCCUCAGCCCUCGCACGCCAGGCGAUAAAACUGCCUUUAAUAUGGAUGUGAUCAUUGAUCUAGGUGUCUACGGCAAAGACGGCUUCACAAGCAAAAGCACCAAAAAGGACACUAUUCCAGUCGUCGAGCCAGAAUUAAACCACACCACAAUUGGUCGCCUUGCGCAGACAGUAGACGACUACGAGCUUAUCAUCCACCCAGGAGAUUUUGCUUACGCAGACGACUGGUAUCUCAAAUUCGCAAACCUGCUCGACGGCAAAGAAGCCUACGAGUCCAUUGUUGAGCAAUUCUACGACCAGCUCGCACCAAUCGCAGGCCGCAAGCUCUACAUGGCCAGCCCUGGAAACCACGAAGCAGACUGCUCGGAGAUCCCAUACCUGAACAACCUCUGCCCCAAAGGCCAGAACAACUUCACUGAGUUCAUGCAUCGGUACGAGAAAACCAUGCCCCAGUCGUUUGUUUCCUCGUCCUCCAACCCAACGGCCCAAACUCUGGCCCGAAAGGCCCGCAGCCUGUCAAAGCCGCCCUUCUGGUAUUCCUUCGAAUACGGUAUGGCGCAUGUCGUAAUGAUCGACACCGAAACAGACUUCCCUAAAGCACCAAGCGGCAAAGAUGGCAGUGCCAAGCUGAACGGCGGCCCCUUUGGCACUGAGAACCAACAGCUUGAGUUCCUCGAGGCUGAUCUCGCUUCCGUCGACCGGACUGUCACUCCCUGGGUAGUUGUUGCCGGACACAGACCGUGGUACUCAACUGGAAAAUCAUCGAACAUCUGCGGCCCCUGCCAAGAGGCGUUUGAGGGCCUGUUCUACCAGUAUGGUGUUGACCUCGGUGUUUUUGGCCAUGUUCACAACUCGCAGCGGUUUGCGCCCGUUGUUAACGGUACCGCCGAUUCCAACGGUAUGCACAACCCUAAGGCACCCAUGUAUAUUGUUGCUGGUGGCCCGGGUAAUGUUGAGGGUUUGAGCGAUGUGGGAAGCAAGCCUGCCUAUACGGAGUUUGCGUAUGCCGAUGACUAUAGCUACAGCACACUCAGAUUUUUGGAUGAGCAGCACUUACAGGUUGAUUUUGUGAAAUCUUCUACUGGGGAGAUUUUAGAUUCUAGUACCUUGUAUAAGGAACAUGCGACGGAUUUUGUGAAGCAGUGA
Messenger RNA from Penicillium robsamsonii, 1494 nucleotides. RefSeq names its product purple acid phosphatase family protein. The transcript is spliced from 2 exons. Bases 1 to 1494 code for a protein of 497 amino acids. Gene Ontology annotation, molecular function: metal ion binding; acid phosphatase activity. Lineage: Eukaryota; Fungi; Ascomycota; Eurotiomycetes; Eurotiales; Aspergillaceae. The record is from RefSeq and is a predicted model, not a curated record.